Messenger RNA from Dendronephthya gigantea, 693 nucleotides. RefSeq lists its product as uncharacterized. The coding region runs from base 1 to 354 and encodes 117 amino acids. The transcript is spliced from 3 exons. The record is from RefSeq and is a predicted model, not a curated record. Lineage: Eukaryota; Metazoa; Cnidaria; Anthozoa; Malacalcyonacea; Nephtheidae.
AUGGCAGUUGGUGGUUUACUCAGACGGCUUCUAUUUUCAGUCUGUUUCGUUUGUCCUAACUUAUGCGCUUUGGUAAUUCACUUUUCAAAAGCGGGAUCAAAGGCAUCGUCUGCUUUUUUUCAAGGUGUGGUGAACCUAACUUUUCAUGGAAUUGGCAAGGAACUUGGCUCCGCAGUUUUUGGAAUCUGUUUUGAAGAAUUUGGUACAAGAUUAAGUUUCUGUGGUUUCUCUGUUGUCACUGUGGCUUGGAUGGCGGUGUUUACUAUUUAUAUCUUCUGUGCUAAAGAUGUUCAUAGUUACCAGGAGGUCCCACGGGAGGAAGAAGUUAGUGAUGAUGAUCGAGAAAUAAAGUGAAGUUGAUGCGGAGCAUUUGCACUGAUAAUAUGCCGCUGGCGGAUCUGGGGGUAGUCAGAAUAAAUUACACAGCUAAAUUUUGAAUUCAAAACACCUUAAUAUUUUUAAAAUGAAAAGGAUAUUUUUAAAUAAAAAUCUAUUAGGAUUUUAAGCGAUUGCGAUUUCAAGCUGUAAUAAUUUAUUCUGAUCACCCCCAGAUCCGCUACUGUAAUCUGUUAAAAAUAUUUCCAGGUGUUUAAAUUACGUUCUUAAGAUAUGAAAAAUAGAAUUCUGAAGAUAAAAUAGAAAUCGAUGUAAAUUCGAGUAAACCCUCAUGAUUGCGUGGUGGCCAUUAAUUUU